Molecule: messenger RNA, 7500 nt
Organism: Asparagus officinalis (garden asparagus)
Lineage: Eukaryota; Viridiplantae; Streptophyta; Magnoliopsida; Asparagales; Asparagaceae
Exons: 5
Coding region: 5877-7493 (538 amino acids)
Molecular function (GO): protein binding
Source: RefSeq, a predicted model, not a curated record
GUUAGGUUUAAUUUAAUAACCUCACUUCUUCCUAAUUUAUGCCCCAAUUUAUCGCCUUCUUAUGAUCAUAAUUAAACUUGAGCGAUGAUGUUUAGGGCUUUGGAGAGACGCUGAUUCCUUCAUUUAGAAAGCCUCAGACUUGGGGAUCGAUCACGUUCCUUUUCGGCGCCUUUUGGGAAUCUUUCUCCGAUUCAUGGAUUUUGAUAGUGACACUGAUUAUGAUUCUUUCUUAUAGUGAGAUUGCUGCUAGGUUUUGGGCGGCGGCGGUGGAGGAAUCGAGGACAGUGUGAGCUUGGUGGUUUUGGUGGAAGGAACUAGGGUUAGGGUUUUCGAGGGAUUGUGAGCGUGUUUGAUAUGAAGAAGAAAUUAAAGAAUGGGGUCGGGUUAUCAAGGAGAUCACUGAUCACUGCGUUGCUGCCAUGCUAUGGAGCGCCCGCUAAGGGGCCAUUAUAAUUUCGAUCGGCAGGGGGAGGGCUUGCAAAAUGAAUAGUUUCUGAUUAAUGAAAUAACUAGUCUCAGUAGGCCAUGGGUAUGAAAGAAGUUUUCAAAAAUAUGUAUACACGUCGUGUAUGCUUUAAUGUAUGGAAAUAUUGACACAACAGAAACCCAUAAUUAGAUACAUAUGUUUAUGAGCCUUCCAUGAGAGGAUAUUUUCCCAUGUGGAAAUGACGAUUCUAUUGUUUAUCUCUACUAUACACACUUAUGCACAUAUAUUUGUUGAUUCUUCAAGCAUUGCUUGGAGAAUGGUAGUUCCCAUUUUAAGUCUGGCAAAUUAUGUGAAACUUUUUGAUGAAUGUGUCACCGUUCUCUCUCAAAAGGUAUUGUCAACCACUUUUUGAUGCAUGGCACACCUACAUGUCUCUGUCAAAUUGUCGAUAUAUAUGAUGUCAUUUCUUGUUAUUUUUCUUUGAGCAAAUCUAAGAACAAUCUUAGGUAAAAUUUUUCUUCAGUACGAGAGACGAUAUUGUGUUACUGAUCUAUUUGCAAUGAUUAGUCCUGUGGUUUUAUUCUUAUCCUUGCCCCUCUACUAGGCUGAGAAGGAAGUAGCGUGUCAUUCCUUCCCUUGCGAUCCUUGUUUGCUUACCAAUUUUUUCUAGCCCAUAGGUUGAUUUCAUGCUUUCUUUGCUUACCAACUAAGAAGCGCAAAAGAGUAGCUAUCUACUCCAUACCAAUUGACAUUUAUGCAUUGAAGCACAUAUGUCAUACAAUACGCUUAACACAUGCAGUCACCUUCUACUCGUUAUUUUUGUAGGGAUCCACUUCCAUGAUAGUAUAUAUCCAUAUUCACCAACAAACAUCUUUAUCAUACAAUAUGUUCAUUUCCUUCCAUAAGGUUAAGGAAGAGCUGAGGUUAGGCUGCUUGAAAGUAGCAUAAAUGCUUUCAGAAGCUUCUGUCUGUUUUUUCAAGUAUGCUUUCAAAGCAAUACUUGCUGUUUUCUUUUAAUGGCCUCCUUCCUGCUUGGAUAUUCUACCAUAGGAGCUAGAGGUUUGAAGCUUGCUAUGGCGGUCAAGCACCAUCUAUGGAAGGAUUUUGAAAUACUGUGAGUUUAUGAAAAGAUUUGAUACUAGACACAUGUGAUGAUUGAUCAGCAUGAUUUCAGAUGGAUCCAUGGCUUCAUGCAUUGGAAGGGUUUUGUUAGCUUCUGGGUUUCCUUCUUUGUUUCCUAAAAAUUAUAAUGACGAGGAAGAUCAAACAGUUGCCUAAACUUGCAAAAUUGUGUGUUUUUUAGACUUUGCAGCAGGUAAAUUGAGGAGAAUAUAGAGUUUCUAAAUUACCAAUUUUGACAUAAAUGGCUGACUGCUGAGUUAAUUUUAACUAAAACUGUUCAUUUGGUUACAUAUAUGGUUGUUUUUCUGUGUCAUUCUUACUACUGGAUUUUGGAGGUUGAAGUUCCUCGAAAGUCAAAGAUUCAAGUGUACCUAAUAGUGUAGAAUUUUUUUACACAGUAUGUAUCAAAAAAUAACAUUUUCUUUUCAGUAAAAACGUGUUACGUAACACUGUAUUUGCUAAUAUAUAAUUGAAACAUCAUGACCGGCCAAAGGAGCAUUAAAUAUCAACAAUAUUUCACCUUAAGUGGGCUGUUAGAGAAAUAUUAUAAAGGAGACAUGAUCUACUUGAGAUGUUUUCUGGUAUAUCUUGAGGAAGAAGAGUAAUAGACUGUAUGAUAUGCAAAGCGAGAAAUGUAAGCUGUUAAGCUGUUCAUGUAAUUCAAGUUCUUUCAGAUUACAAAUGGAGGAAGCUGCUGCAAUAUAAGUUUAGAUACUAGGUGACAUGUAAACAUGUGAAUCUACCUUGGGACACUUGCGCUAUUAUUUGUGAGAUGCCUAUAAAGCUAUGGUUCCUUGGUACUUCUAUUAGGAAGCCGUACACCUGCCGCAUAUGUACCCGUACCCCUACCCAAAGCUCUUGGACACUUCUUGAAUAUAGGCAUAUAUUUGUUCUGGCCUAUGCUCGAUUAUCUAAUACAUGUUUUAAUUUAAAACACUCCCCGUACACUUCUUCGAUGUAUAUUCUACGCAUCUAUUUCUUAUAUAUUGAUAUUAUGUAAAUUAAAAAGCAAUGUUGAUCUUAUGUAAACUAUUAAUUUAGUAUAUAUAAAUAUGCAUAACAUGCACAUAUAUAGGCACGUCCCCAUGCCCUAAUUUUUACAAAUUUGUCGUGUCCUGUACCCUUACCCAUACCCAUUCAACCUAGCUAUAAAGUAUAAACAUUAGUGGUAGUACAAAACUUUUUUAUCAGAUAGAACUCUUAGUAUCCAUGUUAUUAACCUUAAGUUCAUACCUGGAAUUAACCUCUUUUGGUAACAGGUAACUUUAAUUCAUAAAUGGUUUUAUGAAAACUAAUUUCGUCCAAUGGAAGAAGUUGCUGUCCAUUCCGGUAUAUGACUAUGUGAAGUCAGACAUUAUGGAUUAUUUCUUUACCAUGCACUUUUUGUCUUCCCAUUAUUCUUUCUCAGAACUAAUCGUUUCCGCAGAUCCUAUAAGCACAUUUUUAAUCUUGAUUCUAGGUACAGUCACAAAACUUUAUAGAAGGUAAAGCCAUAAAGGUUCAAAUGUACUCUUUUAUUUUCUCGAAGUAUUUAAAUUGAGCUCAUGAACCAUGAACCUGCUAUCUAAAUUCAUUCUUACGCCUUUAAUCAGGGUUCACUGAUGCUGCUGAAAAUGGUUUUGGUUGGAAAUAUGUGCAAGGCUAAUAACAAAAAGAAUUUUAGGAAAGAAAUGCUGUUGGUUAUCUUUUUUCCAGAAUAACCAGUCGCACCUCACCUUCAGAGUAGUUGAUACAUUGAAUUUGAACUUCUUGACUUUAGGAAACUUUAGCUGGUAUGGGAAAUGUCCCUGAGACGGUGUUCAAUUAGAAUCUGCAGAGUAUUAUACGGAUUUGGUUGAGACUGUAACUUUUUUUUUUUAUCCAUGUCCAAUUCAAACUUUUUCCUGCUACAUGUUUUAAGAAAACUUCUUCAGGUUCUAAUUUCCUUUUCAUCUUAUAGGCUACUUAAACGUUCAGUGCACUGUUAACAAUGAGUAUGCUUGUUUGCUUGAUAAUCAUAGUAUGCGUGUAGAAUGACUAACUUUCUCUAACAUGUUAAUCACAUCACCAACACAUAACAGCUAUCUCGUAGUCAUUACGUUUUGCAUGGAUCCAUUUCCAUGAUAUUAUAUGGUCACAUUCACCAAUAACAUAUGAUUAUACACUAAUCAUUCCUUCAAUGAGGGCAUUUUGACAAUCAGAAAGUAAUUGAAAGUAGACUAAAAAUUGGAAAGUGACCCUACUUUCUAUUUUUUUCCCCUGUUUAGUAAAUGGAAAGUGAUUGGAAAGUGAAUAAAAAGUGGAGGGUGUCAUGUCAGCAUUUUCAACCAUUUUCACUUUCUCAAUUUUUUUAAGAAUUUGAAUGGUAUGUGAAGAGGGGGAGAAAUUAGUUUCCCCCCCUUUCUCUGUCCUUAUCAUUUAGUUUUAAUUGUUUACUUUAUGCUAUUCACUUUCCACAGUAACCAAACAAAACAUGAAAACAAUGAAUGCCAAUUCACUUGCCAUCUCCAAUUUCUAUCUUUCUAUCAUCUAAACAAAAAUUUUGCAAAUAGAAAGCAAUGCCUGUUAAAUUUUCACUUUCCAUUUACUUUUUGGUUACCAAUCGUCCCAUAAGGUUAUGUAAGAAUUAAAGUUAGGUUAUCUGGAAGUGGCAGAGUAAUAGAAGCUUCCUCCUUGUAAUAUACUGUCAAAAGUAUUAUGUUCUUUUCUAUCUCUUACUGUUACUAAUCUCUUUAACUCCAGGGCAUAUCCUUCAGCUAGAGGAUUUGAAGUCUGGUAUGGUCAUCAAAUACCUUUUGUGGAAGACGUUUGAACUAUUCCGAGUUCAUGUAAAGAUUUGACAGUGGAAACAUGUUAUUGUUGAUCAGCCUGAUUUCAAAUGGUUCAUGGAUAGGGCAGGUUUCACUAGAUUCUAAUUUUUUUUUUCUUUGUUUCCUAAAAAUUAUAAAUACUAAAGAGAUCACGUAGCUGUUGCAUCAACUUGGAAAUUUUUGUGUGUUUUUAGACUUGCAGUAGAAAAUUUGAUGAGAAUGUACAGUUUCUAAAAAUGCAAUUAUGAUGAAAUGGCUUACUACCGAGUUCGUUUUAAUUAAAAACAGUUCAUUUUUUGUUAGAUCUAUGGUUGCGUUUGUGGCAUAUUUACUCCUGGAUUAUAAAAGUUAAAGUUGAAAGGCAAAAAUUACAGUAUUAACUACUCGUGCAGAAUUUCUUGUACAGGGCAUGUCGUAAAAGUAUCAUACGUUAUUCAACAUUGUAACUGAUAAAAUAUAAUAGAAAUAUCAUGACAGCCUGAAGGAGUAUAUAUCAAUGUUAAUUUACCUUUAUUAUCUUUUGUUGGGCUUUGGAAGAAGAGUUACGAAGGAGAUUUGAUCUACGUAGAAUGUCAGCUAGACAGUUUUGCAGGAGAAGACUAAUAGAGUUCAUGCUACGAACUAGAAAAAAGUGGGUCGUUUAUGUGAUUUUGUUUCUGUUCUCUUCAACUUAGUAUCUGUUAUUUCAGGAGGGCGCUGGAGCAAUCUAAAUUGAAUAGGAGCUAAGUGACAUGUAAACAUGUGAAAUGUGAAGCUACCUCGGGACUCCGGGGGAGUUUCUUGUCAGAUGGCUAUAAAUUAUAAACCUUAGUUUCUUUACUGAAUGAUAAUAUAGAAAUUAUUAUCAGAUUGAACAUGUUGGAUCCCUUUCAUUAUCUUAAGUUCAUAACUGGAUUAACCUCUAUCAGUAAUUCUAUUCAUAGACGAUUUUAUGAAGACCAAUUCUAUUUACUGCAUGAGGUUACUGCCCUUUAUAUGACUAUGCAAAAAAGGGCAUCAGGGAGUAUUUCUUUAACUCUGCAGUUUUUUCUUUUUCCUUCCGCUGUUCUUUCUGAGAACAAUUGUUUCUGCACCUCCUAUAAGCAUCUUAAGUCUUCUUUUUAAAAUCUUGAUCUAUAUGUGGUAACAAAAACAUGUAAAAGGUAAAGGACUGACCAGAGACAUUUAAUCUUUCAUUUUCAGGAAGUACUUAAAGUUUUAAACUAACCUUAUGAAUCGUGAAGCUGCAACCUAAACUCAUUUGUUUGACUUUAAUAUAGUUGGCAGAGGCUUUUAAUAUGGGUUUUAGUGAGAAAUAUGCCAAAGGCUAAUAUUGAAAUUCCUUUCGAGGAAAGAAAUGCUGCUGAUUUUCCCCCCUGAAAUAUCUGUUGUGUCUCACCUUCGAGAAGCUGAUGCAUUGAUUUUCAGUUUUUUAGUUUCAAGAAUUUUUUGUUAGAAUGAGAUUAAAUGUCUCUGGUCAUUAAUUAAAUCUGUAGAGUAUUAUAUGUCCAAUUCAAACUCUCAUUUAUUUUCCUCGUGAAGCCACGUGUUCAUUUUACAUGGACAUUGCCGAAAAGGGAAAGUACUUUUCCUCUCACGACAAUCAUCCCCCCUGUCCCUGUUCUUCAUUUACCAGGGGUUUUCAGUCUGGACUGUUCCUUCAACAGUCUGCAAACAAGAGAGGAGCCAUGGAGGAGAAGGAUUUCAGAUUGAUGAAGGGUAAAGAUCUGCGAUCUCUUUAUGAGAAAGAGGGUAUCCCUGCUAACACUAGCAACUCCAAGAUGGUUGAAGCUCUUUGUCAGGUACGACAGAGGCCUUGGGCUGAUCUGCCAAAGGAGAUACUUGAUCUCUUUCUGCAGCAGCUUAGCCUCGGUGAUCAUAUCCGCUUUGGUGCUGUCUGCAAAACUUGGAGAUCAGCAUCCAAAGACAAACCCCACCGCCGUGCACUCAAAUGGCCAUGGCUGGUGCUCCCUCAGAUUGAAGACAAACUAAGCCUCUACAGCCCAAUGGAGGCUCAAACCCACGACCUUAACAUAUCUAUUUCCCCUGGUUUUGAAUGCCUUGGCCAUUCAAUGGGGUGGUUAGUAAUUUAUAACGAAUCAAAAGACUAUUACCUUUUAAACCCCUUGAAUAAUCAAACCCUUGAGCUCCCUUCUUCCCAUUGUGACUUUUUACACAGUCCUUCUCAAGACAAUUCGGAUGGCGUUCCUGAGUUUAGCAAUGACCAUCAUCAGAACAUGCUAGAAUUUGAUAACCCUCAUAUCAACUCUGAGACUGACGGUGAUAGUGAAAGUGAUUAUGAGACUAACAGUGAAAAUAGUUCUGAUUUUAGCGACAACGAUCAUCAGUACAUGCAAGAAUUUGUUAACCCUCAUAUUUAUUCUGAUAGCGAUAGUGAUGGUGAAGAUGGUUAUGAGGAUAAUGGUGAAAGUGGUUCUGAUAAUGAGGUUGCUGAUGAUUUGGGUGACGAUGACUACAGAUUUUUUCAGUGGGCUAUCGUGUUUGAUAUCCCUUAUUCUCUGGGACUAGCAGCUCUAGCUCGGUCCGGCGGGUUGUACAUGUGUAGACCUGGAGAUGAAGAGUGGCUCGUGUUAAUUGAAAACUUUACUGGAGCAUGUGCAUGCUAUCGGGGGUCAUUAUAUUGCGUAGGUUUGUUUCAAUGGAGCAAUGUAGUUAUGUGUUACUCCCUUUCUGACAUAGAACCCAUAUUUCUUUGGCGAAAAACCAUAUCACUGCCAGAAGUAUGCACUGAACGUCCAUCUGAAACUUAUCUGGUUGAAUCUAAUUCAGGAGACCUACUCCUUGUAGUGAGAACUGUAGAUAUCAUUGAUAAUGAAAACCAUAAUGUAGGCACCACUGGGUUUCACCUGUUCAGGCUAGAUCAUGCCUCUGAUAAGUGGGUACAAAUAAAGAGUUUACAUAAUGAGGUCCUGUUUGUGAGUUCUUCCGGCGAUUCCUGUGCAAGGGCUUUCUUUGCUGAUGACCCUUCUGGAUAUAAAGCAAACCAUAUAUACUUCACAGAUACUGAUGCAGGAAUUCUCUUGAGAGGCGAUAACCCUAAUCGAUAUUACGAUCAGGGUGUCUUUUCUUUAGAAGAUGGAGGGAUUGUGCAAUCUCCUAAACUUGACUCUUACCGUUUAAGCAACACUCCCUUUUGGUAUUACCCAAAAGUGUAACUAUGCU